GUUUUUUUUUUAUUUAAAACACGUGCAAGUAUUUUUUUCAGUUUGAAGAAUAAUAAUUAAAAAUGGGUAAAAAAUUCCAAAAAAAGAAGAAAACAGAGCAGCUUGAAAUCGUACCUAUGGAUGAAAAUCCACCUUUGCCACCACAAAGACCUUCGGAUGAAGUUAUUCCAAAAAGGGAAAAAUGGGUUAAUAAACAAAGAGUAUUGGUAUUUGCUGCUCGAGGCAUUAGCCACCGCGACAGACAUCUAAUGAAGGACAUUAAAACAUUAAUGCCUCAUCAUAGACCUGAAUCAAAAAUGGAGAGAUCGAAAACAUUAGCGGUGGUAAAUGAUAUGUGUGGAAUGAAGCACUGCAAUAAAUCCAUACUUUUUGAAGGAAGACGUAAAAGAGAUCUCUAUAUGUGGGUUUCGAACAUACCAAAUGGACCAUCCGCUAAGUUUUUAGUUGAAAACAUUCACACGAUGGCAGAAUUAAAGAUGACUGGCAACUGUUUAAGAGGCUCCAGACCGCUAUUGUCUUUUGAUGCUAAAUUCGAUGAAGUACCGCAUUUGAAAUUGUUAAAAGAGUUAUUUACUCAAAUUUUUGGUGUUCCUAAUCAUCAUCCCAAAAGUCAACCCUUUAUAGAUCAUGUUUACACAUUUACUUAUUUGGAUAAUCGUAUUUGGUUUAGAAAUUUCCAAAUACUUUCAGAAGACGGCGGCUUGGCUGAAAUUGGUCCACGUUUUGUAAUGAAUCCAGUUAAACUAUUUGAAGGCUCUUUCACCGGCAAUACUUUAUGGGAAAAUCCAGAUUAUGUCAGCCCAGCAAAACAGAGGCAAAUGCUUAAAAAAUCUGCUAAAGAUCGUUACGUUAAUCGUAUUGAACAAAAGGUGCAUCACGAAGCUACAUUACCUAAAAAUGCCUACGAAGGAAUAGAGUACGAUGAAAUAUUUGCUGAUAAUGAUGCAAUUGAAACGGCAAAACUUUUAGCGGAAAAAGCCAAGCAAAAGGCUCUUGAAAAAUUAGAAAAGCCAAACAAGAAAUCCACAAAAGAUGGCUUGACGAAAAAAAUCAAAGAAAAACAAUUGGAUGCUGUUAAACAAUUUAUUGAAAAGAAAAAAUCUAGUGCUAAAACAAAUAAAAAACAAAAAUCUUAAAAUAGUUACAAGUACUAUUUGUAAGUUUAAUUUUUAAUAUUUUAAACCUUUAUUUUUUAAUAAAAUACAUAAGUUUGUAAAAAUAAAUAUAAA
Molecule: messenger RNA, 1229 nt
Organism: Calliphora vicina (urban bluebottle blowfly)
Lineage: Eukaryota; Metazoa; Arthropoda; Insecta; Diptera; Calliphoridae
Product: ribosome biogenesis protein BRX1 homolog
Exons: 2
Coding region: 63-1136 (357 amino acids)
Biological process (GO): ribosomal large subunit assembly; rRNA processing
Cellular component (GO): nucleolus
Molecular function (GO): rRNA binding
Source: RefSeq, a predicted model, not a curated record